UUUACACCGAAUUUGAUAUACUGAAAAAAAUGAAUUUUAUUAAAUUUUUAAAUCGUCCUAAUUUUCAAAUAAUAAAUGUAGCUGCUAAAAAUGGAAAAUUCAAUCACAUUUCACACUUCCGAUAUAUGUCAUCAUCAUCAUUGGUCAAUUUCAAUCAACCGAUUGCUAAUUCAUCAAUUGUACGACUAGCGAUGGAUGGAUUGAUAUCAUUGCAUGAAUGUUUGCAUAUACCAUGGUUUUUGGAGAUUUCAAUUAUUACAAUAAUGGCUAGAUCUUUGGUUGCAUUUCCACUUACAGUUUUACAACGGAAAAUAAUGAUUCGAUAUGAAGCGUUAAGACCGGAGAUUCAAAUUCUUUCUAAAAAUCUUCGCAAUAAAGUAAAACAAGAAGCUUAUUUAGUAGGACUAUCGCCAAGAAAAACUCAGCAAAUAUAUAGAAAAACGUUAACCCGUGAAAUAAAUCGUUUAAUCGUACGCGAUAAUUGUCAUCCCAUGAAAGCCACGUUAGUUGCAUUAUUUCAAAUACCUAUGUGGAUAAUUUUAUCAAAUUGUUAUCGUAAUUUCGCUUUGUUACAACCGGAUCCUAACGAUGUAAACAUCAUGAUGGCACAUGAACAACUUCAACGCGAAGGUCUAUUUUGGUUCAAAGAUUUAACAAUACCAGAUUCAACAGGCAUUUUGCCCAUCACUACCUGUUUGAUCAAUUUAACCAUCAUACAAAUUCAUAUAAAUGAACGACGACGCAAUAAUCUUAAAGAUUCGUUAUUUAUUCGCGUUUUUACUAAUUGUGGACGACUAAUUAGUGUUGCUCUUGUGCCUAUUGGGUUGAUGAUGCCAACCGAUAUGUGUUUUUAUUGGAUGAUUUCAUCAUCGAUGGGCCUUUUACAAAAUAUUUUGUUAAUGAAUCCUAAGGUAAAAAAAUUGUUGAAAAUACAUUCAAAAACAAAUGAAUCUGUGAAUAAAAACUAGUCAUGAUAUUAUUUUAA
This is a messenger RNA of Dermatophagoides pteronyssinus (European house dust mite), 985 nucleotides long. Its product is annotated as cytochrome c oxidase assembly protein COX18, mitochondrial. Lineage: Eukaryota; Metazoa; Arthropoda; Arachnida; Sarcoptiformes; Pyroglyphidae. The record is from RefSeq and is a predicted model, not a curated record. Gene Ontology annotation, cellular component: mitochondrial inner membrane. Gene Ontology annotation, molecular function: membrane insertase activity. Gene Ontology annotation, biological process: mitochondrial respiratory chain complex IV assembly; protein insertion into mitochondrial inner membrane from matrix.